AUGUCCUUCGCCGCGCGGGUUGCCUCAACCUUCUUGUCACGUCUCUUCCGCCCUUUCUCGACCAGCUCGCCCAUCCUCUCCGUGACCCCGGAGUCGCAAGCGCGCAAGAUGUCCACCACCACUGAGAAGGCCACCCUCGCUGCCGGUUGCUUCUGGGGCGUCGAGCACCUGUUCCGGAAGCACUUUGGCAGCGGCAAGGGCCUUUUGGACGCUAAGGUCGGUUACUGCGGUGGCCAGACUUCGUCGCCUUCCUACCGCGCCGUAUGCGGUGGUGAUACUGGUCACGCCGAAGCUCUCCAAAUCUCCUUCGAUCCCUCCGUUGUGAGCUACCGCCAGCUUGUCGAGUUCUUCUACCGUAUGCACGACGCGACGACAAUGAACCGCCAAGGCCCUGAUGUCGGCACCCAGUACCGCAGCGCGAUUUUCACGCAUGGCGAGGAGCAGCAGAAGGUCGCCGAGGAAGUUACAGAUAAGGUUAGCAAGGAGUGGUACAAGAAGCCUGUGUCUACUCAGAUCGUGCCUGCUGGGCAGUGGUGGGAUGCCGAGGAAUACCACCAGCUGUACCUGAACAAGAAUCCCGCUGGAUACGAGUGCCCUGCUCACUUCGUGCGCAACUUCCCUCCUCUCUCGGAGUGA
Molecule: messenger RNA, 636 nt
Organism: Penicillium daleae
Lineage: Eukaryota; Fungi; Ascomycota; Eurotiomycetes; Eurotiales; Aspergillaceae
Product: peptide-methionine-S-sulfoxide reductase
Exons: 3
Coding region: 1-636 (211 amino acids)
Molecular function (GO): peptide-methionine (S)-S-oxide reductase activity
Source: RefSeq, a predicted model, not a curated record